AUGGAGUCUUCGUCGACCAUCGCAAGGAAGACAUGGGAGCUCGAGAACAACAUACCUAACUCAACCACCGACAACAUAUUCCACUACGACGAAGCUGCUCACGCCAAGGUCCUGCAAAAGAAGCCAUGGGCCACCGAUCCUAACUACUUCAAGCACGUCCAAAUCUCAGCGCUCGCUCUUCUCAAGAUGGUUGUACACGCUCGCUCUGGUGGCACUAUCGAGAUCAUGGGUCUUAUGCAAGGGAAAACCGAUGGUGAUACGAUCAUUGUUAUGGACGCUUUCGCUUUGCCUGUCGAAGGAACUGAGACUAGGGUUAAUGCUCAGGCCGAUGCGUACGAGUAUAUGGUUGAAUACUCACAGACAAACAAGCUGGCUGGGAGAUUGGAGAAUGUUGUUGGAUGGUAUCACUCUCAUCCUGGGUAUGGAUGCUGGCUCUCGGGUAUCGAUGUCUCAACACAGAUGCUUAACCAGCAGUAUCAAGAACCGUUCUUGGCUGUUGUUAUCGAUCCCACGAGGACUGUUUCAGCUGGUAAAGUUGAGAUUGGGGCGUUCAGAACGUAUCCAGAGGGGCAUAAGAUCGCAGAUGAUCAUGUUUCUGAGUAUCAGACUAUUCCUUUAAACAAGAUCGAGGACUUUGGUGUUCAUUGCAAACAGUACUAUUCAUUGGACAUCACUUAUUUCAAGUCGUCUCUUGAUAGCCACCUUCUUGAUCUCCUUUGGAACAAGUACUGGGUGAACACACUUUCUUCUUCCCCGCUGCUGGGUAAUGGAGACUAUGUUGCCGGACAAAUAUCAGAUUUAGCUGAGAAGCUUGAACAAGCAGAGGGUCAGCUGGUUCAAUCCUGGUUUGGAGGAAAAUCGGCCAGUCUUCACAAAACAAAAGAGGACGAGACCCCUCUCGCUAAGAUAAGUCGAGAUAGUGCAAAGACAACUGUCGAGCAGGUUCAUGGAUUAAUGUCACAGGUUAUCAAAGACAUCUUGUUCAAUUCCGCACGUCAGUGCGACAAAACUUCCAUCGACCAGACAGAUCCAGAGCCAAUAUGA
Eruca vesicaria subsp. sativa (arugula) is the source of this 1044-nucleotide messenger RNA. The record is from the annotation of a GenBank genome assembly. Lineage: Eukaryota; Viridiplantae; Streptophyta; Magnoliopsida; Brassicales; Brassicaceae.